AUGCAACUCGCCGAUGCAGGAUACGACGUGUGGUUGGGAAACAGUCGUGGUAACACUUAUAGUAGAAAACACGUGUCACUAAACUACAAGCAAAGAUCUUAUUGGAAUUUCAGUUUACACGAAAUCGGAACGUACGACUUGCCGGCUGCGUUCGACUACAUCCUGAUGAAGACAAACGCCUCGCAACUCCAUUACAUAGGUUAUUCCAUGGGCACUACCGUAUUUUUCAUCAUGGCUUCGACAAGACCCGAAUAUCAGUCGAAAAUCCGAUCGCAAAUCAGUCUCGCGCCGGUAGCGUAUUUCAAUCACAUAAGGUCGCCGAUAAAAUACAUUGCUCCAUAUGCGAAACUGAUCAACUGGUACGUUAGUUUUUAA
Messenger RNA from Diuraphis noxia (Russian wheat aphid), 375 nucleotides. Its product is annotated as lipase 3-like. Gene Ontology annotation, biological process: lipid metabolic process. NCBI's taxonomy places the organism in Eukaryota, Metazoa, Arthropoda, Insecta, Hemiptera, Aphididae. The record is from RefSeq and is a predicted model, not a curated record.